Molecule: messenger RNA, 1041 nt
Organism: Malassezia restricta
Lineage: Eukaryota; Fungi; Basidiomycota; Malasseziomycetes; Malasseziales; Malasseziaceae
Exons: 1
Coding region: 1-1041 (346 amino acids)
Source: RefSeq, a predicted model, not a curated record
AUGACGGGCCGUGUGGUGGGGCGGAACCACUAUGAUGACGCGGACCUCGCGCACAUCCGCUCACUGAUCCAGCUGGAAGCUAAGCCGCUGAAUGUAUCGCGCAUCGCACGCGCGCUGGCGAACGAGUAUCCGAAGCAUACGUAUUGGAGCUAUUUGUCGUUCCUGCAAAAGAACCUGCGGGAUCGCCCCGACCUCUUUGAGGCGCCGCCUCCCGACGUGCUCGACGACAGCGAGGAGGAAGAACUGGACGAGGAAGCGCUCUCGGCGUUCGAUGCACAGUACGGCGCGGCGCCAGAGAGCACGCCGUCCGUGCCGUCUUUGCGUCCUGAGCAUGUGUGCAUGCUGGUCGAUGCGCUCGUCGAACUCUUGCAUUCAUCGCACUUUGAGGCAUCGGACGACGCCGUGCACGCCCUCGAGUCGUCCGACGUCCCCCUGUCUGUGUGGCAAGAGCUCGCGAGCAAGGUGCCGACGCGUCCCGAGCACAUGUGGCAGGCAUACUACGAGCGCUUCCGUGGGAUGCUGUGGGAGCGGGCCCUCGAGCAGUACGUGCCGCAGGCACCGGCUGACGUGACGCCUUCGCCAUCGCCUUCGUCCGUACACACGCCCGAAUCCACGACGCACACGCCCCAGUCCGUGCGUGUCGGGCAGCGCAGCGGUCACCACGACGCCAAGGUGCUGGCUCGUGGAGGCGUGCACCCUGAGGAGCCGUCUCCUACGGUCGAGCGGCAUCCUGCCUCGCCGCCCUCGCGCGCCGAGCGGCAUCGCGCGCGGGCGCUGUACGAGGCGCGCGUGUGGGAGCUGUGCGCGGACUAUGGCUUUGCGUCGCCGCGGCAGCUCGUGCCCUUCAUGCUCCGUGCGUCGGGCGACGUCGACGCGUGCCGCGAGUACGUGCGGCAGUACAUCGAGGGCCUCUCGCACAAGUACACGCUGGACGUGCCGACCUUGAUCGAGAUGCUCGAAGCGCAGCGUGGCGACGCCAAACUGCUCACGCGGAUCUUGGAUAUACAACUACGAGCGAGACGGGCGGCCGCGCACGAGUAG